Capronia coronata CBS 617.96 is the source of this 5004-nucleotide messenger RNA. RefSeq names its product DNA topoisomerase II. The record is from RefSeq and is a predicted model, not a curated record. NCBI's taxonomy places the organism in Eukaryota, Fungi, Ascomycota, Eurotiomycetes, Chaetothyriales, Herpotrichiellaceae. Gene Ontology annotation, cellular component: nucleus. The transcript has 2 exons. Gene Ontology annotation, biological process: DNA topological change; sister chromatid segregation; resolution of meiotic recombination intermediates. The coding region runs from base 1 to 5004 and encodes 1667 amino acids. Gene Ontology annotation, molecular function: DNA binding; ATP binding; DNA topoisomerase type II (double strand cut, ATP-hydrolyzing) activity.
AUGGACGACUCCAUGUUCGACCUGGAUGACGGCAGCUCGGACUUCGCGCCAGCCACGGCAAAGACCAAGCCAGUCAAGAAAGCUGCAGCUCCGAAAGCCGCCGCAAAGAAGGCAAAUGCCCCGAAAGGAAAGCCCGGACCAAAGCCCAAAACCACAGUACCCAAGAAGCGCGCGAAGAAGGAUUCUGAAGACGAGGGCUCAGACAAUGAAUCUGUUCCCGUGUUCGACGAUGAAUCACUCCUCGAAGAUACUCCGCCGCAGGCGAAGAAGGCCAAGCCCAAUCCAAUCAAAGGGAAUCACAAGAAACCGCUUGGAGAUGUUGUCAAUGAAGCCAUUGGCACGGACGGCGCAAAUGAUACUCCGCAGCCGCAAAAGAAGAAACGUGUCUCGGAGCAGUAUCAAAAACUCACACAACUGGAACAUAUCAUCAAGCGUCCUGACACCUAUAUCGGGUCGGUCGAGCGCACAGAAAAGCAGAUGUGGGUCUACAACACGGAACAAGAUAGUAUGGAGUUUCGAGAAGUUUCGUACGUCCCGGGCAUUUUCAAGAUCUUCGAUGAGAUCCUGGUAAAUGCUGCCGACAACAAACAGAAUGACAAGAACAUGGACGAGAUUCGAGUCACAAUCGACCGGGAGAAGGGCGAAAUCAGUGUCUGGAACAACGGCCGAGGCAUUCCGAUAGAGAUCCAUUCCAAGGAAAAGAUCUAUAUCCCCGAGAUGAUCUUUGGCCACUUGCUCACCGGCUCCAACUACGACGAUGACCAACAAAAGAUCACAGGUGGUAGAAACGGUUACGGUGCGAAGCUCUGCAAUAUCUUCAGCACGCAAUUCACCGUCGAAACCGCGGAUUCGAGGCAGAAAAAGAAGUAUAAACAAACUUGGACGAACAACAUGUCUCAAAUGGGGAAGGCCAAGAUCACUGACAAUAAAAGUGACGACUUCACCAAGGUCACCUUCUCGCCAGACUUUCUGAAAUUCGGCAUGACGGCUAUGGACGAUGAUCAUGAAGCGCUCUUCAAGCGGCGCGUCUACGAUCUUGCUGGCACUUGCAAAGGUGUUGCUGUGAAGCUGAAUGGCUCUCGUGUGCCAGUCCGGAAUUUCAAGAAGUACUGCGAGAUGUAUACGAAAGCAAUCAAAAAGGAGCGAGGCGAAGAGGCUGCAAACGACAGCUCGGAGAUCAUCAUGGAGUCACCCGAUCCGCGCUGGGAGAUCGGUUUCGCGGUGUCGGAUGGCUCAUUUCAACAAGUGUCGUUUGUCAACUCCAUAGCCACAACGUCCGGCGGUACCCAUGUCAACUAUGUGGCGGAUCAAAUCGUCAACCGCCUCAUGGAUGUCGUCAAGAAGAAGAACAAGGGCGGUGCAGCGUUGAAGCCUAAUCAGAUUCGGAACCAUAUCUUCGUCUUCGUCAACGCCCUGGUCGUCAAUCCUGCCUUCACGUCCCAGACCAAGGAACAGCUUACCACCAAACCAAGUCAGUUUGGCAGCAAGUGCCAGGUGUCCGACGAAUUCAUGAAGAAGAUUGCAAGGACAGAAGUCAUCACCAACAUCCUCCAUUUUGCCCAGCAGAAGGCCGAUCAGAUAAUGAAGAAAUCAGAUGGCAGUCGACGAAGUCGUAUGAACAACCCCAAGCUCACCGAUGCCAACAGAGCAGGCACGAAGGAUGGCCACAAGUGCACUUUGAUCUUGACAGAAGGUGACUCGGCUAAAGGUCUCGCGAUGGCAGGGCGAUCCGUUGUUGGCCCUGACCUGUUUGGCGUGUUCCCUCUUCGAGGCAAGCUUUUGAAUGUCCGAGAUGCGUCUGUUGAUCAGAUCUCGAAAAACGCCGAGAUCCAAAAUAUCAAAAACUUCUUGGGCCUUCAGCACAAGAAGGUCUACACAGACACCCAUGGCCUCCGCUAUGGGCAUCUGAUGAUUAUGACGGAUCAGGAUCACGAUGGCAGUCAUAUCAAGGGGCUAUUGAUCAAUUUCCUGCAAGUUCAAUUUCCCAGUCUGCUAAAGAUCCCAAAAUUCUUGGUGGAGUUCAUCACGCCGAUUGUGAAAGUGUUCAAAGGCGAUCCCAAGAAUCCUUCACAAUCACGGGCUUUCUACACUAUGCCCGAGUACGAAGCGUGGAAAGAGGCACAUCAACACGAACGUGGAUGGGAACACAAGUACUACAAGGGAUUGGGCACGAGUACAACGGCAGACGCACAGCAAUACUUCAACGACAUCGACAAGCAUCACAAGGAGUUCGACGUCAUGAAGGAGGAAGAGGUUCCAUUGAUCGAAUUGGCGUUCUCGAAAAAGAAGACUGAUGAACGAAAGGAAUGGUUGCGUCAAUUCAAGCCGGGCACUUAUCUGGAUCAUACCACAAAGACCAUCUCUUACACCGACUUCGUCAAUAGAGAGUUGAUUCUGUUCAGCAUGGCAGAUAAUGUGCGAUCCAUCCCUUCCGUGGUCGAUGGACUGAAGCCUGGGCAACGAAAAGUCAUGUAUACAUGCUUCAAACGCAAUUUGAGGAAGGACAUGAAAGUGGCCGAGCUCGCGGGUUUGGUUGGUGGGAUGACCGCCUACCAUCAUGGCGAAGCUUCUCUCCAACAAACAAUCGUUGGCCUGGCCCAGGACUUCGUCGGCUCCAACAAUGUCAACCUGCUCGAACCUUCCGGCCAGUUCGGCACGCGGAAUCAAGGUGGUAAUGAUUGCGCCAGUGCUCGUUACAUCUUCACCCGUCUCUCCCCAUUUGCCAGAAAGCUCUUUCACCAAGCGGAUGAGCCUCUGCUGACAUACAACAAGGACGACGAUCGGACGAUCGAGCCUGAAGUGUAUGUUCCCGUCGUCCCAUUGAUCCUUGUCAAUGGUGCGGACGGUAUCGGAACAGGUUGGAGUUCAUCCAUCCCUAACUACAACCCUGAAGACAUUGUCGAGAAUAUCAAGCGCAGAAUGAAUGGUGAGGAGUGGAAGCCUAUGCAGCCAUGGUUUCGCGGGUUCAAGGGAGAGGUCAAACCCGCUGGCCCGGACCGAUAUUCAUUCAGUGGUACCAUCCGCCAAACAGGAGACACGGAAGUUGAAAUCACCGAGUUGCCAAUCCGAACUUGGACACAGGACUUCAAAGACAAGCUGGAAGAGAUCAUCAAGGCCGAAAAGGUACCCUCCUUCAUCAAGGACUAUAAGGACUACAACACCCACGACAGCGUCCACUUCGUCAUCCAAUUGGAUGAGAAGCACUUGAAGACAGCGGUUGAGGAGGGGCUGGUAGAGAAAUUCAAGCUCACAAAGUCCGUUGCAACCUCGAACCUUGUCGCCUUCGAUCCGGAAGGUCGUAUCACCAAAUACCCCAACGUCGAGGCUAUCAUGGAUGAAUUCUAUAGCUAUCGACUCCAACUGUACGCAAAGCGGAAGGAGUGGCUCCUGCAGGACAUGCAGAAAACGCUCAGACGUCUGACCAAUCAAGCUCGGUUUAUACAGAUGAUCAUCGACGGCAAAUUGAACAUCUCCAAGAAGAAGAAGGCAGUCCUCAUCGCAGAACUGCGAAAGCUCGGGUUUGAUGCAUACCCCAAAACCGAGGAUGCAUCAAAACAAAACGAGAUCUUGCCAGUGGCGGAAGAGGAGCCCGAAGAAGAAGAUUCGCUGGAUGCUAGCGCCUACGAUUACCUCCUGGGGAUGCCACUCUGGUCUCUCACACAGGAGCGUGUGGAGAAGCUCAUGAGACAGAUUGGCGAGAAGGAAGCCGAGAUCGAUGAGCUAAUGAAGAAGUCCAAGGAGGACCUGUGGAAGCACGAUCUGGAGGAAUUCAUUACUGAAUGGAGGUUCCAGCUUGAAGACGAGCAUAAUCGAAUCCGCAACAUCCGCAAGGGUAGACGCGUCUCCAAGAAGUUUGCCACGGCGCUCAAUGCCAAAGCAGGCGGCAAGAAACGCAAAGGCUUGGGUGAUGGAUCAGAUGAGUCUGAUUUCGAAGUCUCGGCCCCGAAAGCCAAAAAGAGCGCGACGGCACCAAAACCGGCACCAAAGCAGCGUACGAUCACGGCAUAUGUUGCACCCAAAACCAAUGCUUUGAAGAAUGCAAUGGAACAGCGAAAGUUGUAUGCGGAUGGCUCCAGCGACCCUGCCGAACCUUUAGAGACGACCCAGCCUGAGACAAAUGGACACAAUGCUACUGUCAAAGAUGAGGAUGAGGCGGAUAAGGCCGCUCCAAACCCUCCUGGUCGACAAGCUCGUGCUGUUGCUAAGAAACCCACAAGUUAUGCGCUGCUCAGUGACUCGGACAGCGAUAACGGAGAUGGCUUACUUGCUGAUCUCGGUGAUAUGGUCAAGGGCCUUCCCAGCAAAGCCACCAAUGACAGCGCCAGUGAGUCGAGAAUGUUGUUCUCGGCAUCGGCCUCUCGCCCAACCAGUAGUCAUGGUCACAAAGUUCCGCUCAAAUCGGCUGGAAAAAGCACGGCAGAUUUGUCUGAUGAUGAGACUGACUACAAGAUGUUGGCCCCUCAGCAGUCGCCGAGACGAUCGAUCAUUGUGACAAACAAGGAAGACUUCAAUAUUCCGGAGGAAUCAGAGGAUGAUGUUGUUCCUACAAAGACCACCAAGAGAGCCCCUCCUAAGAAGGCACCGGUCAUUGAUGACGACGACAGCGAGGGUGACAUCGUUGAGCCCAAACCUCGCGGCAAGGCGGCUGCAAAGACAGCACCUAGCGAAACGCAGCCGAAAGCUAAGAAAAUAGCUACCAAGAAGAAAGGGCCAGCUGCACAGAAGGUUGAACAGUCCCCGGUCGCUAAGGCAUAUGCAAAGAGACUGGCGAAGAAGAAGGUAGUGGAUUCAGACGACGAGAUGGAUGCUCUCGCCAACGACAUUCUGAAAUCUCCUUCAGCUUCAGAUUCAGAUGUUCCUGUGGCCCGGAAGUCCGCAGCUAGACCUGCAAGAAGAGCUGUCGCUGCGAAGAAGACGUAUGCAUUCGACAAUGAUGACGAUGAAGACGAGGACGGCGGCUUUCAAGAAGAUGGAUCCUCGGCUACCUUUUCAGACAGCGAGUGA